Molecule: messenger RNA, 1188 nt
Organism: Colletotrichum spaethianum
Lineage: Eukaryota; Fungi; Ascomycota; Sordariomycetes; Glomerellales; Glomerellaceae
Product: fasciclin-like arabinogalactan protein
Exons: 2
Coding region: 1-1188 (395 amino acids)
Biological process (GO): macroautophagy
Cellular component (GO): fungal-type vacuole membrane
Source: RefSeq, a predicted model, not a curated record
AUGAUGAGGCCAUCUAGACGCGCAUUCCUGGCUGCCGCGGCAUCGGCGGUGUUGGGCGCCUCUGUCGUCGUAGCACAGGGACUAGAAGAGGUCCUCGGGAAGCAGGCAAAUCUGACGACCUUCCGCGGCCUAGUCAAGAUCCUUGCCCCUAGUGACUCGGCAUAUCUAAAAGGGCAGGGCUGGGACUUGAACAGGGACGACAUCCCAUUCGCGUUGCAGUACAGCGUCCUCAACGGCAAGGUCUCUUUCGAUGCUCUGCUGCCUGGCAACUCGACGAUCCAAUCGACCCUUCUCACGGACACGCGCUUUUCCAACGUCACAGAUGGCCAGCAGGUUUUGGUCACCAAGCAGCCCAACGGCGACGUCGUCGUGACAUCGGGUGUGGCGUCGCGCACCACCGCGCUAAAGACCGACAUUCCCUUUGAUGGCGGUCUCAUCCAGGUCAUCGACAGUUUGAUGGUCGCGCCCGCCCGCCUCGAGACGACCGCCCGUGACGCAUACAAGGAGUUUACGUCCUUCCUCGGUGCCCUCUACACGGCCGACCUCGUCACCGAGUUCGCCGAGACGAAAAACGUCACCAUCUUCGCCCCAAGAAAUGCCGCCUUCCAGCAAGUCGCUGCCGCACUGUCAGGGAUGAGCAAGGAGGCUCUCCGCCGCGUGCUGCAAUACCAUCUAGUGCCCUCGGUCGUGGCGCAGGCUUCGUCCUUGGCCAACCAGACCAAGCUCGGCACCGCGGUUGACGGGAAGAGCAUCGACAUCACGCUCUACAACAACGACAUCUUUGUCGAUUCGGCACGCAUCAUCCAAACCAACAUCCUCGUUGCCAACGGUGUGAUUCAGAUGAUUGACGCCGUGCUCAACGUCGAUGCGCAGAACGUCGUGCCCAACGUGACGGCCGUCUCGCAGGUGCCUGUUUUCACGAUCACGGGUACGGCGGAGACGGGGAGCGCCGCCCCGACACCGUUCGUCUCCGCACUGCCAUGCACGGCGAGCUGCCCAGUGACCGGCGGCGGGAGUGGUGACGUUGGGGCCGGCAGAACGGCAACUGGUGGUGUGGCACAGAGUUCCAGCACGGGAGGCGCUGCCGCGGCGCGGUGCACCGGUGGCUUGGUAGGUGCCGCCGCGGGAGCGGGAUUGAGUUUCGCCAUGGGGGUGAUGGGACUGGAGGGCUUGGGUGUCAUCGUCUGA